AUGAUUCCUAUUUUUCUCUUCCUGAUACGAGAUUUCCCAAAAAAAAAAAAAGGGCCGCACCUUUCUCUAUCACACAACCAGACACAUCUUUUGCACAAAAAUCCCUCAACUUUUAGUGGAUUUAGCCAAAAUUUCAAGCUCUCCUGUAGAAUUUCUUACAAAUGGCAGGGUUCUGUGGCAACUCUAAAGAACGAUGAAGACAGUGAAGUUUAUCCGUCCCUCGCUGUCGUAUUAAAAAAAUGUAGAUGAUAUAAUUAAUUCCAACUGUGACACAAUUAAUCCUUAAUGAAGCAUGGUUAAUACUGUGCAUUAAGUUGAACAAAUCCGGGUGGUUACAGAAUAUGCUCAGCGAAUGUUUUUUUUUUAAUUUUUGAAUUUUAUUGCAUUAUUGAUUUGUACUGCUCCAGAGGGAGAGGGUUGCUUUUCCACAAGUCUUUUACUAGCUGUUGAACUCGCAGUAGUCGUACUAGCACUGAGUCUUUUCAAGGCCAUUGCUCAUGGGUCCCCAACAAUUAAAGGAUGUACAAUUGCUUUGCUUCCAGUGGUCACAUAUACUAGAGCAAGAUAGUAAGGGGGUUAGGGGUUGAAAUAGAGGACCUGUGUGUAAGUUAGAGUGAAUCAGGAGGGGCCUUGUGGAUCUCCAAGAACUGCUCUACUUGCCCACUUCACUUGCUUGGUCCAAGUUGUCAGCAUUUCGGGAGAGCAAGUCGGAUGAUAGGAGAUUCUACAUAUUUUCCCCCACAAAGACACUUCAUUUGAAGACAGAUUCAAAAGAAGACCGUGUUGCCUGGAUCGAGGCCUUGAUCUUGGCGAGGAGUUUUUAUUCGCUAAGAUCACUCAGCGGAAGGAUAACUUUUGUGCAAAGCGAUGUUUCGGUCUCGACUGCCAGGCUUCGGAAUCGGAUGCAGCAAGAGGGACUGAAUGAAAGUCUUAUACAAGAGUGUGAGCAGAUUGUGCUUACGGAGUUCUCCAGCUUUCGCAAACAACUGAAGCUGUGCUACGAGGACCAGCUAAGCUUGUUUGGAUCCUGUAGGCACCAUUUUGAGGAAGGCAAAGAUGCAAGUAUAAUACAGGGGGCGUUGACAAGAAAUGACUUUUCCAGUUCUCGACAUGGAAAUUUUAGCGAAUACAGCACUACAGAAUCUGAUGAAUUUGAGAAGCAAGAUGGUGGUGACUUGACUUGUGAAGAUGAGUCUACUUUCUUUGAUGCUGCAGACUACUUCAUUGAACCAAACGACAGAUCUUCAGCAAUGUUAAGCUCAACCAGUUGUGGUGAGGGACUUUUGGAUAUCCAAAUGGAAGAUUCUAGUCACUUAUUACCACAAAUCAAACGGCGGAGUAAACUACCAGAGCCUACAGAGAAAGAGAGAGGCAUCAGCCUUUGGUCAAUUAUUAAAGAUAGUGUCGGCAAGGAUUUGACACGAGUAUGCCUUCCAGUUUACUUUAAUGAACCACUCUCAUCCCUCCAAAAGGGCUUUGAAGAUUUAGAAUAUUCACACCUUUUGGAUCAAGCUUAUCAAUACGGAAAGAUGGGAAACAGUCUCAUGAGAAUUCUCAAAGUAGCUGCAUUUGCAGUCUCUGGCUAUGCUUCAUCUGUCGCAAGACCUUGCAAACCAUUCAACCCGCUGCUAGGAGAGACUUAUGAAGCCGAUUUCCCUGAAAGAGGGGUCCGUUUCUUUGCAGAAAAGGUUAGUCAUCACCCCAUGCUGAUUGCCUGCCACUGUGAAGGCAAGGGCUGGAAAUUCUGGGGCGACAGCAAUCUCAAAUCCAAGUUUUGGGGGCAGUCAAUUCAAGUCGAUCCGAUUGGUGUUCUGACAGUGGAAUUCGAUGACGGUGAAAUCUUCCAAUGGAGUAAGGUGACAACAACUAUUCAUAAUCUCAUCCUUGGGAAGCUGUACUGCAGCCAUCAUGGAACCAUGCACAUAAAAGGGAAUCGCCAGUAUUCAUGUAAACUCAAGUUCAAAGAGCCAUCGCUUCUUGAUCGCAAUCCUCACCUGGUACAAGGCUUUGUAGAGGAUGAUGAUGGGAACAAACCUUCGUUUUUGAUAGGAAAAUGGGAUGAAAAUAUGUAUUAUAGUAAUUUAGAUACUUCCAAGGUCAAGAGCGUUGAUCAAUUGAAAGGUGCCGUACUUCUGUGGGAAAAGAACAAACCUUCUCCUAAUCCAACGCGAUACAAUCUAUCGUCGUUCGCUAUCACAUUGAACGAACUGUCUCCUGAUCUUCAGGACAAACUCCCUCCUACUGAUUCACGGCUAAGGCCAGACCAGCGGCAUCUAGAGAACGGUGAAUAUGAGAAGGCAAACGCGGAGAAGCUGAGGUUGGAACGACGACAAAGAAUGUCGAGUAAGCUUCAAGACAAUGGCUGGAAGCCGAGAUGGUUCCAGAAGGAUGGCGAAGACGGGACAUAUCGCUUCAAAGGCGGUUACUGGGAAGCAAGGGAGCAUGGACAAUGGGAUGACUGCCUUGACAUAUUUGGGGAGUUUUCAGAGACAUGAUGAAUGCUCAGGUUCAGUUGCUUUUAGUAGCAUUAGACCAACUCCAAGUUCAGUUGGAACUCUGAAGCAUUUGCAGGUUUUUCUGCAUAGAAACAAGGACAGCAAUGCAAAUGCAAUGCAAUGCAAUAUGAGGAAGGAAUAGACAAUAGAGAGCAUUGCCAUCUUCAGUGGUAGAUAUGCAUGGAUGGCGUUGGUUACCGGGCUGUUAUUAGCUCAUUUCCUGAACAAUUAUUCGUAAUAAUGUUGCUCUUCUUUUGUUCGUUGCCUUGGAUCCAUGUUGGGAUUGUGAGGCCAGCACAUGUCGAUUGCACAGAUCGAGCAUCAUUUGUAGAAAAGGAAAAAGGGGUAAAUUUAGAUGAAAAAAGAUCACCAUGGAAUGUGACGCUGCAUUAUUAGAAAACCAUAUUCAGAUCUUUUGGACUGAAAA
Molecule: messenger RNA, 2922 nt
Organism: Oryza sativa Japonica Group (Japanese rice)
Lineage: Eukaryota; Viridiplantae; Streptophyta; Magnoliopsida; Poales; Poaceae
Product: oxysterol-binding protein-related protein 2A
Cellular component (GO): intracellular membrane-bounded organelle; cytosol; membrane
Molecular function (GO): sterol binding
Source: RefSeq, a predicted model, not a curated record